This is a messenger RNA of Westerdykella ornata, 2211 nucleotides long. RefSeq names its product glucose-6-phosphate dehydrogenase. The transcript has 9 exons. Gene Ontology annotation, biological process: pentose-phosphate shunt, oxidative branch; glucose metabolic process. The record is from RefSeq and is a predicted model, not a curated record. NCBI's taxonomy places the organism in Eukaryota, Fungi, Ascomycota, Dothideomycetes, Pleosporales, Sporormiaceae. Gene Ontology annotation, molecular function: glucose-6-phosphate dehydrogenase activity; NADP binding. Gene Ontology annotation, cellular component: cytosol. Bases 287 to 1825 code for a protein of 512 amino acids.
UAAAAGGGAAAAAGGGCCUGCAGCCCGCAUACUUGUACAUCUAUUUAUCAUUUUAUCCUGUUGCCAAGCCCCUCCUCCCACCUCCCACCACAAGCAACCUUCGUCACCGCCCGCCCAUCGCUAAAACCACCAAGCUGCCCCACCAACCACCAACCGGCCGACCUCUUCGCUUUCAUCUGGAGCUACCUCCGUCCACCUUGGGUCCCUUUCUCUCCACCGCUACAGGCCCAUUGUUGAUUAGACUGCAAUCUUAAAGACACUUUCACUUCCAACCAGAAUCAGCACCAUGGCCGGCAAUGUCGACCUGCGAGACGCUGGCCACGACGAUGUUGGAACCGUCGAGCUCAAGAAUAAUACCGUCAUAGUCGUCCUCGGUGCGUCUGGCGACCUGGCCAAAAAGAAGACUUUCCCCGCCUUGUUCGGCCUUUAUCGAAACAACUACCUUCCCAACGAUGUAAAGAUUGUCGGCUACGCACGGACAAAGAUGGACCACGACGAGUACCUCAGGCGCGUCCGGUCACACAUCAAGACCCCAACCAAGGAGAUAGAGAAGCAGCUCGACGAUUUCUGCCGCUUCUGCACGUACAUCGCUGGCCAGUAUGACAAGGAUGAAUCCUUCAUUGAGCUACGGAAGCACAUCGAGGAGCUGGAGAACGGCAGGAAAGAGACCAAUCGCGUCUUCUACAUGGCGCUCCCCCCCAGUGUCUUCAUCUCCGUCUCGCAGCACUUGAAGCGCAACUGCUAUCCCAAGAAUGGCAUCGCCCGUGUCAUCGUCGAAAAGCCGUUCGGCAAAGAUCUUGCAAGUUCAAGACAGCUCCAGCGCGCGCUGGCGCCCGACUGGAAAGAGGACGAAAUCUUCCGCAUCGAUCACUAUCUCGGCAAGGAGAUGGUCAAGAACAUAUUGAUUCUGAGGUUCGGUAACGAAUUCUUCGGUGCCACCUGGAAUCGGAACCACAUAGACAACGUUCAGAUCUCUUUCAAGGAACCUUUUGGUACUGAGGGGCGUGGAGGAUACUUCGAUGAGUUUGGUAUCAUCCGUGACGUCAUGCAGAACCAUUUGUUGCAGGUACUCACACUUCUCACGAUGGAGAGGCCAAUCUCCUUCUCCGCCGAGGAUAUCCGUGACGAGAAGGUCCGCGUCCUGCGCGCAAUGCCCGCCAUUGAGCCUAGGAACGUGAUCAUUGGACAGUAUGGGAAAUCCCUCGAUGGCACCAAGCCUUCGUACAAGGACGACGACUCGGUCCCCAACGACUCGCGCUGCCCGACGUUCGCAUCCAUGGUCGCCUAUAUCAAGAACGAGAGAUGGGAUGGCGUUCCCUUCAUCCUGAAGGCAGGAAAAGCACUGAAUGAGCAGAAGACCGAGGUCCGCAUACAAUUCAAGGACGUCACGUCCGGAAUCUUUAAGGAUAUUCCGCGUAACGAACUAGUCAUCCGUGUCCAGCCCAACGAGAGCGUCUACAUCAAGAUGAACUCGAAGUUGCCCGGCCUGAGCAUGCAGACGGUUGUCACGGAGCUCGACCUUACCUACCGUAGGCGGUUCUCGGACUUGAAGAUUCCCGAAGCCUACGAGUCCCUGAUCCUUGACGCGCUCAAGGGCGAUCACUCCAACUUUGUCAGAGACGACGAGUUGGACGCCAGCUGGAGGAUCUUUACACCGCUCCUGCACUAUCUGGAUGACAACAAGGAGAUCAUUCCCAUGGAGUAUCCCUAUGGAUCCCGUGGCCCGGCCAUUCUGGACGACUUCACAGCAUCCUUUGGCUACAAGUUCAGUGACGCUUCCGGCUACCAGUGGCCUGUGGCCACCAUCGGCAAUGAAAAGCUGUAACUGCUGUAUGCCACUGCACCUUUAUGGUUACGGGAAAUGUACCAACAGGUGAAGUCAUGAAUUCAGACCUGCCUUGUGGACUCUGGUAAGGACACGCGUGGAAGUACCGCAGCUACUCAUGGCAAAAGAAUCAAAAUCUUUACAAAAUCUCACUGCAAGUUAUCUUCUGCGUGUUGUUUCCAUUUGUCACUUUCAAGAAUAUUUCGUGACCAACAUGCUGAUCGGAUAAAUGUUCGUACGCAUCGACUCUAAAAUUAUAAAUCAUCCGCCCGGCAAAACUGAGCGGAAUGUCCAAGUUGGUGAGCGAGACCGGAGUCGGAGUCGGAGUUUUCAGCGGGGGUUUCUGUUGUGGCGCAGGUCUUUCAAAGCCUUUUGAUUUCACAGCC